Prorocentrum cordatum is the source of this 687-nucleotide messenger RNA. The record is from the annotation of a GenBank genome assembly. NCBI's taxonomy places the organism in Eukaryota, Dinophyceae, Prorocentrales, Prorocentraceae.
AUGCCAGAGCAGGAGCAGCACGUGGACACCGGUUGUAUUGUGAUUGUCUCCAGCAGCUACUGUGAGGAGCUCAAGAGGUCGCACCAGGGCCACAUCGUGAUAUUCAGCGCGACAGGCGGUGGAACCGCACAGCCGGCCGUGUCAGCUGCCAAGCACCAGGGGAUAUACGUGCUGGAGUCGGCCCAGUCUCCGAACGGAUACCCAGUGUGGAAGCACGAGGGGAAGGACUGGUGGCUGUACAACUCGCCCAAUGACUUCUGGGGCAUAGGCGGCGAGGCUUGCAAAAUCGAGAAUUUCAAGUGCAACAAGGGGCGCAUUGUGGCGACCAAGGUUGCCUCUGGAUUGAUGCCCUGGGAUAUGCGAGAAUGGCGGUACAGCGAUGGUGCACAGUGGUACGUGGACAACUCCAUAAAAAUGGAUGUCCUGCAGGACAUGUCGUGCCAGGACGCGAGCCUUCCUGUCGGCUUCGUUCCCGCCAAGGAGGGGGGGGCGGCGUGCGCCGUCCGGUUCCCUGCCGGCAGAGACGUCGCCGAGAUUCAGAUGAAGCUGCUUCUCGGCGAGCUCGCGAGAAGAGCAGAAUGGCGGAUCGGGGUGCCCGCCAGCGACUCCAAGGGCGGCGCGCUCGCCAGGCGACUGGCCAUGCGAAUCCACGUGACGCCCGUGGACCGGCGCCUCCUGUCCAGCUAA